Molecule: messenger RNA, 2531 nt
Organism: Zea mays
Lineage: Eukaryota; Viridiplantae; Streptophyta; Magnoliopsida; Poales; Poaceae
Product: Putative pentatricopeptide repeat-containing protein
Molecular function (GO): protein binding
Source: RefSeq, marked validated
AAGCCCGCACGGCGAUCCUGACAGACGGACGGUCGCCGGCGGCUUCUACUCAUAAAGUUGCCCAACCGAGCCGCCGCAAUGCUGACAGAUGAGAAGCCGAUUCCGGCCCAUCUGCCGUGACCCCGACGCCGUCCACUCAAGCGCCUUCGCCUCCACGCUGCGGUGCCGCCGGAGCUGGACUCCGCUAGGCCGCCCGUCUCCAUCCUCCAGCACAGCUGCACCGUGGCCGAGCUGACAGCGCCCCUGCCUUUCCCAGUGGGCCAGUGCCCGCCGCCGCUGCUUUGGUGUCCUGCAUCUACUCCUGCUGCUCUGCCUCUGCAUCUCUCGUCUGCGGAAUGGAAUGGGCAUGGGUACUCUCGCCUGCGGUGGUGUUUGACACAUGGUUCACAAGCUCUGCCUCUCUUGCCAUUUCCAUCUCCGCAUAGCGUCUCCCCUGGUCCCAGACCUGUGCCCAUUCCAUCUCCGCAUCGUCUCUCCCAGGUCCUAAGCCUCUGCCAUUUACAGCCAACUGCUUCCCACGGUGGUUUCCUUCAUAGAUCUGACCAGGAUUGUCUCCGUGAGGUGGAAGGGGUUGUCAAGGAGGCAAACGGAUGGCGGCUCAGCGCCUGCUCUUCCUGAAAUGUUGUCGCGGCUACUCCACCUCUGCUGAGGACAUGGUCAUCUCCUCCCUCCGCCUCAUCCCCUCCCCUUCUGUUAGUGUUACCAACCCACCUCCACUCCCUACUAUUCUUCAUUCUACUGACUCUCCUCCUGACCCCCAUCCACCGCUUACCACCAUGCUCUUAUCUGCCGCUGAUCGUCUCCGCGGGGUCUUCCUCCGCAAGCCCUCUGGUCGCAACGUGCUUCACCAGGCGCUAUCCUCCACAGGCAUUGGCGCUACCAUGGCACUGUCUCCAGAGGUGCUUGCGAAUGUCGUCAAUACCAGCAACCUGAGUGGUGCCGCCACUGUGACCUACUUUGAUUGGGCAGUCACUAACUCCAAGCCUCCCCCAUCUGUCCACACCUGCAACAUUGUCAUCAGGGCAUUGGGGAGGAAGAAAUUUUUUGAUUAUCUUGAUGACGCCCUUCAGAUCAUGCGCAGAAACAACAUCUUUCCAGACCUGACCACAUUGGAGAUCAUCAUGGAUAGCCUAGUUGCUGCCAGGCAUGUCAGUAGGGCUGUUGAGGUGAUCAGUACCGAUCAAUUUGGAUUUGGGAUUGGAAAAACCUGCCACAGAAAGGAUGCAUUUACCAUCCUCAUUAGGUGUCUUUGCCGGAGGUCACAUGUUGGCCUUGCUAGCUCGCUCUUGCAGGCUGCUCGUAAGGAGUUGUUUGGUCUUGAUAGCAAUGUGUACAAUGAUGUCAUGGGUGGCUGGGCGAGGUUUGGGAGUGUUGAUAAACUGCAGGAGGUUUGGACAAAGAUGCAGGAGGAUGGGCUGGUUCCAAAUGAGGUUUCACAUUGCCAUUUAAUUGAGGGAUUGGGUAGAGUCGGGCAGACUGAGGACGCACUCAAGGCGUUUGAGUAUAUGGUACAUGAGAGAUAUGGUCCAACUACAAUGGCCUACAAUGUACUUAUUUUCAAUUUUAUCCACAUUGGGGAUUUGGACAGUUGCAUCAAGUAUUACAAGGAUAUGUUGGAUAAGAAUUGCUCCCCAAACAUCGAAACGUACUCCAAGAUGAUUAAAGCCUUUUUGAGAGGUCGCAGGGUAGCUGAUGCGCUCCAAAUGUUUGAUGACAUGUUGAUUCAAGGAGUUCUGCCAAAUACUGGGAUGAUAACAUCAUUUAUCAAUCCACUGUGUACAUUUGGACCGCCUCAUGCUGCUUUGAUGAUCUACAAAAAGAGUAGGAAGGCUGGUUGUGUAAUAUCCUUGAAAGCUUAUAAGCUUUUGCUGGAAAGACUCGCUAAAUUUGGGAAGAGUGGAAUCGUUUUGGACAUUUGGGAAGAGAUGCAGGAGUGUGGAUAUCAACCUGAUAAAGAGAUUUACGAAUUUAUUGUAAAUGGGCUUUGCAAUGUGGGUAAGGUCGAUGCUGCUGUGUCUGUGGUGGAGGAAUCACUUCGGAAUGGCUUCUGUCUUGGGAGAGUUGUUUACAGCAAACUGAACAACAAGCUGUUGGAAAUGGACAAAGUUGAGACCGCAUAUAAUUUGUUCAAGAAAGUCAAACAUGCACGUGCACUUACGAAUUCACGCAAUUAUUGCCGUGCUAAUGGUUGGCAUUUUUGAGCAUAACCAGUUUGUCUGCAGAAGAGCCAUGGAGUCCAUUCCGCAUCGGGGAACACUGUUUACGUGCACCCAGGUCGUCCUCCAACCAACAUCUAGCAAUUCAAGUGGGCAGAACGGCGAUAGAGGAUGUGAGCUACAACACUUGAAGGUCAAAGUGACAUCUGGUGAUGAUGCUCAAUGUAAUCUUCUAUAUGGACACUUUGUACGCAUGAGGAAAAAUUAUGCUGCACUAAUAUUCAAGAGAGAAAGCUCGUGGAUGCCAGUAGGUCUUUUGUACAUACUGCUUGCUCAACACAUGUCAUGUCGAGGCUGCCCUUUUGUGUAUUGCUU